UCCAUAUUUUUACGUAUUUAAUUUGUGUGAUGCUUCAGUCAAAUUGUUUAUACUAUUUGUUUAGUCUCUCUGUUCAGAAUUCAGAUGAUUGAAAAUUUUACUGCAAUUUAUUUUCCUCGUUUUAUUUUGAGCUCUCUCUCUCUCUCUCUCUCUCUCUCUCUCUCUCUCUCUCUCUCUCUCUCUCUCUCUCUCUCUCAAUGGGAUUUGUUUUGUCGGUAUAGAUUGGGUUGUGUGUGUUUCUAUGGGUCAUGCAAAUGGCCCUUCACAUCAAAACAAGCCUCUACUUUCCUUUGGAGUAAUAUCCGAUGUCCAAUACGCCGAUAUUCCCGACGGCCACUCGUUUCUCGGGGUUCCACGCUACUACCGCCACAGUCUCCACGUGCUACAAAGAGCAGUGAACAGUUGGAACCAUCAAAAUCUCAAAUUCGCUAUCAACUUCGGUGACAUCGUUGACGGGUUUUGCCCUAAAGACCAAUCUCUAACUUCCGUCAACAAAAUCCUCAACGAAUUUCGUCUAUUCAACGGGCCCACGUAUCACAUGAUCGGCAACCACUGUCUCUACAACCUCCCCCGCGACAAGCUACUCCCAUUGCUAAAUAUCCGUAACCCUAAUUAUCUCGCGUAUUAUGAGUUUUCCCCGAUUCCCGAGUUUCGAUUUGUAGUCCUCGAUGGAUAUGACAUGAGCGCAAUCGGUUGGCCUAAAGACCACCCGAACACUAAAAAGGCCAUAAAUUUUCUCGCAGAGCGAAACCCUAAUUCGGACAAGAAUUCUCCGAACGGGCUUAUCGGACGGGAUAGAAGGUUCCUUAUGUUCAACGGGGCCGUUGGGAAAGAGCAAAUCGAGUGGCUUGAUCGAGUUCUUGGAGAUGCAACGAAGUUGGAUCAAAAAGUGGUGAUAGGGUGCCAUUUACCGCUGGAUGCGGACGCGUCGUCCAAUGAAGCAUUGUUGUGGAACUAUAACGAAGUGAUGGAUGUGGUUCAUAGGUAUAGUUGCGUAAAGGCUUGUUUGGCGGGCCACGAUCACAAAGGCGGAUACUCGGUCGAUUCUCAUGGGGUCCACCAUCGGAUUCUUGAAGCGGCUUUAGAGUGCCCACCUGGGACGGACUCUUUCGGUCGUAUCGAUGUUUUUCACGACCGGUUGUUGCUAUGUGGUGAAGAUAGAUUGAAGACUCAUGAAAUGGUGUUUUAGUUGAU
This is a messenger RNA of Erythranthe guttata (spotted monkey flower), 1194 nucleotides long. The record is from RefSeq and is a predicted model, not a curated record. NCBI's taxonomy places the organism in Eukaryota, Viridiplantae, Streptophyta, Magnoliopsida, Lamiales, Phrymaceae.